AGGGAGCGCUCGGACAGCGGCGGCGGCACCCCGGCUCUCCACGCACCCGCGGCCGCCGCGCCCGCGCCCCCUCCCGCCGCACCUCUGCCUCUGCCUCUGCCUGUGCCUGGCCGCGGCGCCGGCGGCCGCGCUGCCCGCUCUUGCCCCGUACUUUGCCUUUGGUUUUGUUGGUGAAGAUAUCACAGUGAUGUCUGCAUUCAACCUGCUGCAUCUGGUGACAAAGAGCCAGCCGGUGGCCCUACGAGCUUGUGGGCUGCCCUCAGGGUCAUGUAGGGAUAAAAAGAACUGUAAGGUGGUCUUUUCCCAGCAGGAACUGAAGAAGCGGCUAACACCCCUGCAGUACCAUGUCACUCAGGAGAAAGGGACAGAAAGUGCCUUCGAAGGAGAAUAUACACAUCACAAAGACCCUGGAAUAUAUAAAUGUGUUGUUUGUGGAACUCCAUUAUUCAAGUCAGAAACCAAAUUUGACUCCGGUUCAGGUUGGCCUUCGUUCCAUGAUGUGAUUAGUUCCGACUCCAUCACGUUCACAGAUGACUUUUCCUACGGGAUGCACAGAGUGGAGACAAGCUGCUCUCAGUGUGGGGCUCACCUGGGGCACAUCUUUGAUGACGGACCUCGUCCAACUGGGAAAAGAUACUGCAUCAAUUCGGCUUCACUGUCUUUCACACCUGCAGGAAGUAGCAGUGCUGAUGGGGACAGUGUGGUGGGCUGCCCAGCCCAGGCCGAUAAGAAGGAGCUGUAGAGUCAUGGCGAUGGAUGGGAACAAGUGUACUUAAUGCAAAGCUUGUUAAUGAAAGUCAAAAAUUGUCUAAGAUAUAUUUUUUCAAAACAUAGAAGGGCAUAUUUGUGCUAUUGAUAUUUUUUCUUUUUUUUGUUUUUGCUUAAAUAGAGAUCCUGGCCAUCCAUAUAUUUUGCUAUAGACUAAGAGCAGCUUAUAAUUUUAGUCAAUGAAGAUAGCUUUGGAAAAAUUCUGUCAUAAUCCACUCAAGAAGUAUCAUUCGGUGGUUUUUUUUUAAGCAUAUAGCUGCAUUUGAGAUUCCACCACGUCCCCCUCCCCCACUGCCUUGCUUUAGAGACAGCUGGUACUUGGCCUUCAGAUAUGAAAAUCAAAAGCGCCUCAGCAUAGAGACGAGAGCUUGGAUGUUCAGGACAUGGUAAGGACCUGGGAGGAUCGUGCCAGGGAGGGUCCUGUGCAGGAUUCAGCUUAGAUGAGGAUGAACUAAAAUCUCUGGCGACUUUUCAGCCUUGUGGAAAGUCUGAGCUAAGGUGGUUUAUUCUCACUAAAAGAGUGUGAAGGUCUAAAAUCUUUCCUUAUGUUAAAUUACUGCCAGAUCUGACGGUCUCGCCCAGUGCUGUGGCAAGGUAAACAUUACUGCUUGGUUAGCAGAGUUCGCAAGAAUACCUACCAUUGCGUUUUCCAAGCGUCCUUUCACAUCUAAGAUCAGCUAGAGCUAGAAUGGCAUUUUGGUGAUUCCACUGUAGAAAAUAAAACUGGGGGAUGACACACUUCAAGGUGGGGAAAGUGAGAGAGUAGAACGGCUGCCUUUAGGAGGGACAAGACCUGCUGCACCAAUGGCUGAAGGGAAGCUUGUGACUUGUGGACACUGUGUUUGUUUCGAGUCUUGAAUGCUAAUUCUGAAAUGCAGGGUUUUUAAAAGUAUUUUUACAAAUCUGAUAUUAUUUUUCUUUGUAAUCAAGAGAAACCACUCCUGUGCAUACAUGCAUUAAAGAGAGAGAGAGGGAGACAGAGAAAGAGACAGAGACAGAGACAGACAGAGAAAAAAAGGACUGUUGGCAAUUUUAACAAAAUAAAAGAGAGUGAAAUGAAAAGUUGUGACAAUUUAAAAUGUUAGUGUAUUCCUGUCCUCAUCUGUGUCUCUACAAACACUCUGGUGAGGUUGUUUGUUACAGAUACUCCAACUUUGCCAAGUCCUUUUUUGUUCUCACUGAAGAACCCCUAACAUUUCUCAACCACCUGAGGAUCCUCUGUGGGGGAAGCUUAAAGAACUAGGUUUUUGAGGAAGUUAAGUUUCCAUCUGCAUCCCAUCCUGAGGGUGUGCACAGCACCCUUCUCUUUGGGUUUGACUCUGGAGUGGAGCCUCACUCCUGGUUCAUGAAAGGAAGCCACAGUGUUGGGUUAGACAAGAUGAGGGACUUCUCUCUCCAUAGUCUCUUAUGUCCUCAUUGUUUCUUCAGUUUUAUCUGAGAGUUUGAGAUUGCUCUUAAAAAAAAAGAAGACACCUUUUCUAGGUCUAGAGAGAGAGCACAGCAAGUAAAGCCUUGCUCAUGGCCAGCUUGGAUUUGAUCCCUGGCACUGCAUAUGGUCUCUGAGCACCAUCAGGAGUGACCCCUAAGUUCAGGGCCAAGAGUAAGCACCUAGCACCAUUGGGUGUGGCCCCAAAACCAAGAAAAUAGUAAAAAAACACCUUUUAAAAAAAUCCUCAGUCUUUUUCUUUAGGAAAGCCAGUUUUCCUUCUACCACGUUUUAAAGCAGGAACUUUAAGAAAAAUGCAACAUCUACUGAAAAAAAAAGUGGAGUGUUUGCAUGUGGUUUAAUUCCAGAUUGCUUUAGAGUUUAAGUGGUCUCAAAUUUCAGUAUAUUUCUGUCUUAUGUUAAAGAAAUAUAUUACCAAAACGUCAGUGAGCAAUAAUGUCAGCUGUCGAGCACUAGAUUUAUUUUUGCAGGAUAUGGAGUGCAAUGAACUGAGUCAAUAUGGCGAGGUGUAUGUGAUCUGUGGGAGUUGCAUGGGACUCUUUACCUCUCUGCUGUGGGGCCCUCACUGCACCUUCAAAAAUGCAGGUUUCUGCUGGUGUGUAAAAUGUAGGUCAAUGUAGUGAUGCCGAAUGGAUCUGAAGGAAACAGCUGUGUAUACUGUAUUAGAGAACAUUUUCAUAUGUUUAAACUUUUCACUUCUUAGAUGCAUUUAAAUACUUAAUGCACAUGACAUAUCAAUUUAAAACCUUUCCAUGUUAAUUGAAUUGAAAUGCCUUGCUUUAAAUGCAGAAUAUAAUGAAAGGGAUUAUCAUUUGUUCUGAAGGUCAGAUAUUUUUGUCUUGGAUAACUUUGUAAUAGUUUUUCUCCAAUCAAACCUUUUGGAAAAUGACAUGGAAUUUUCAUAAGAAAAAAAACUUUUUUCUUAUGUUAAUUGUAUUACAGAAAUGAUGCAAUAAAAUUUCUUUGUA
Sorex fumeus (smoky shrew) is the source of this 3183-nucleotide messenger RNA. It is a transcript of the gene MSRB3, whose product is annotated as methionine sulfoxide reductase B3. The transcript is spliced from 7 exons. Bases 188 to 742 code for a protein of 184 amino acids. The record is from RefSeq and is a predicted model, not a curated record. Lineage: Eukaryota; Metazoa; Chordata; Mammalia; Eulipotyphla; Soricidae. Gene Ontology annotation, biological process: protein repair; response to oxidative stress. Gene Ontology annotation, molecular function: peptide-methionine (R)-S-oxide reductase activity. Gene Ontology annotation, cellular component: cytoplasm.